AUGUAUGCCUAUGAAACAGAUUGUAGCGUUGCGUUCAAUUAUGUUUCAGUGGCAGCACUUUAUCGAUUACAGCUACGCAUCGUGCCAAUGGUUAUGAAUGCCAGAAAUGGUUAUUCACCAAAGAUGAACCAUAACGGACUUUUGAGACGCCUUCUUAUUUCAACUAUGUCUAACAACACGUUCGUAACUGCACUUCCUUAUGCAACUGGCAGCAGUCCAUACUCAGUGGCAGUCGUCGAUGUCAAUAACGACAACAAACCCGAUAUAGUUACCGCUAACUAUGGUGCAAACAAUGUCAGUGUUCUUCUUAAUAAUGGCAAUGGAACCUUUUCUUCUCAAACUACUUAUGCAACUGGCACUCAACCAAUCUCAGUGGCAGUCGUCGAUGUCAAUAAUGACAACAAAUCUGAUAUAGUCACCGCUAACGCUGGUUCAACUACUGUAAGUGUUCUUCUUAAUAAUGGCAAUGGAACCUUUUAUGCUCAAACUACUUAUGCAACUGGCACUCAACCAUACUCAGUGGCAGUCGUCGAUGUCAAUAAUGACAACAAACCUGAUAUAGUUACCGCUAACAAUGGCUCAAACAAUGCCAGUGUUCUUCUUAAUAAUGGCAAUGGAACCUUUUCUUCUCCAACUACUUACGCAACUGGCACUCAGCCAUACUCAGUGGCAGUCGUCGAUGUCAAUAAUGACAACAAACCUGAUAUAGUGACCGCUAACGCAGGUACAAGUACUGUCAGUAUUCUUCUUAAUAAUGGCAAUGAAAUCUUUUCUGCUCAAACUACUUACGCAACUGGCACUCAGCCAGUAUCAGUGGCAGUCGUCGAUGUCAAUAAUGACAACAAACCCGAUAUAGUCACCGCUAACUUUGGUCCAAGUACUGUCAGUGUUCUUCGUAAUAAUGGCAAUGGAACCUUUUCUUCUCCAACUACUUAUGCAACUGGCACUCAACCACGAUCAGUGGCAGUCGUCGAUGUCAAUAAUGACAACAGACCCGAUAUAGUCACCGCUAACGGAGGUGCAAGUACUGCCAGUGUUCUUCUUAAUAAUGGCAAUGGAAUCUUUUUUUCUCAAAUUAGUUAUGCAACUGGUACUCAACCACGAUCAGUGGCAGUCGUCGAUGUCAAUAAUGACAACAAACCCGAUAUAGUCACCGCUAACGGAGGUUCAAGUACUGUCAAUGUUCUUCUUAAUACUGGCAAUGGAAUCUUUUUUUCUCAAACUAUUUAUGCAACUGGCAGUCAGCCAUACUCAGUGGCAGUCGUCGAUGUCAAUAAUGACAACAAACCCGAUAUAGUCACCGCUAACGGAGGUUCAGCUACUGUCAGUGUUCUUUUUAAUACAGGUACUGAGACCUUUUAUGCUCAAACUACUUAUUCAACUGGCGGUCUACCAUUCGCAGUGGCAGUCGUCGAUGUCAAUAAUGACAACAAACCCGAUAUAGUUACCGCUAACAGUAGCCCAAACAAUGUCAGCGUUCUUCUUAAUAAUGGCAAUGGAACCUUUUCUUCUCAAACUACUUAUGCAACUGGCUCUCAACCACAAUCAGUGGCAGUCGUCGAUGUUAAUGGUGACAACAAACCCGAUAUAAUUACCGCUAACUAUGCUGCAAACAAUGUCAGUGUUCUUCUUAAUAAUGGCAAUGGGACCUUUUCUUCUCAAACUACCUAUGCAACUGGCAGUUCACCACGAUCAGUGGCAGUCGUCGAUGUUAAUAGUGACAACAAACCCGAUAUAAUUACCGCUAACAGUGGUGGUAUCAAUGUCAGUGUUCUUCUUAAUACUGGCAAUGGAACCUUUUCUUCUCAAACUACUUAUGCAACUGGCAGUACACCACGAUCAGUGGCAGUCGUCGAUGUUAAUGGUGACAACAAACCCGAUAUAAUUACCGCUAACUAUGGUGCAAGUACUGUCAGUGUUCUUCUUAAUACUGGCAAUGGAACCUUUUAUGCUCAAACUACUUAUGCAACUGGCACUAAUCCACAAUCAGUGGCAGUCGUCGAUGUCAAUAAUGACAACAAACCUGAUAUAGUUACCGCUAACUAUGGUGCAAAUACUGUCAGUGUUCUUUUUAAUACAGGUACUGAGACCUUUUAUGCUCAAACUACUUAUUUAACUGGCGCUCAACCAUACGCAGUGGCUGUUGUCGAUGUCAAUAAUGACAACAAACCUGAUAUAGUUACCACUAACUGUGGCGCAAACGGUGUCGGCAAUACUUUUUUUCCUAUCCUCUUUUUUCGAAUUAAAUUGGGUAACAAGUGGGAUAUACUCUUUAAAAAACUAUCAAAAGAUGCGAAUAUNACUCAACCAUACUCAGUGGCAGUCGUCGAUGUCAAUAAUGACAACAAACCUGAUAUAGUCACCGCUAACUUUGGUGCACUUUCUGUCAGUGUUCUUCUCAAUACUGGUAAUGGAACCUUUUCUUCUCAAACUACUUAUGCAACUGGCUAUCAACCACGGUCGGUGGCAGUGGUCGAUGUCAAUAAUGACAACAAACCCGAUAUAGUCACUGCUAACGCAGGUACAAGCACUGUCAGUGUUCUUCUGAAUAAUGGCGAUGGAACCUUUUCUUCUCAAAUUACUUAUGCAACUGCCCUUCAACCAUACUCAGUGGCAGUCGUCGAUGUCAAUAAUGACAACAAACCUGAUAUAGUUACCGCUAACUAUGGUGGAAACGGUGUCGGCGUUAGUGUACACUGCUAUGUGUAG
This is a messenger RNA of Adineta ricciae, 2709 nucleotides long. Lineage: Eukaryota; Metazoa; Rotifera; Eurotatoria; Adinetida; Adinetidae. The record is from the annotation of a GenBank genome assembly.